Cylindrotheca closterium is the source of this 2448-nucleotide messenger RNA. The record is from the annotation of a GenBank genome assembly. Lineage: Eukaryota; Bacillariophyta; Bacillariophyceae; Bacillariales; Bacillariaceae.
AUGAGAAGAGAUCCACAAAGAAGCCCAAAGCAAACAAAAGAAGAAAAAAUAUCUCACACUCAGGUGCCAGAGUCAAGUGGUACCGAAACUCCAACGUCAGAGCCGAUUGACGAGAGAGGACACCUCCAAGCAAAGCGCCACGAGCUCUCGACUCCAACAUCAGAGACCAUUGAUGAGAGAGGACACCUGAAAGCACAAAGCCGACAGCUCUCGAUAACUGAGCGUAACGGUCAAGAUAGACUAGCUCAAACUGGCGGAAUGGGGAACCCGAGGGACACCAGCAGAAACGUGCUGCCUCAGAGGGAGAACGGAAAGCCAUCCCCGAGGGACACCAGUUUACUGCCUCAGAGGGAGAAUCGGAGGGACAACGGCAAAGACUUGCUGCCUCAGAGGGAGAGCCACAGGGACACCAGCAGCCUGCUGCCUAAACUCUCCCACCAGACCCAAAGUCGAGAAAUGAGGGAGAACCGGAGGACCACCAGCUCAAAUUCACUGCCUCCAUCCUCCCGAAAGGCUGAAGGUCAAACCCAAGGUCGAGAAAUGAGGGAGAGUCAACGGGACACCAGCCAAAAUUUGCUGCCACAACUCUCCCGAAAGGCCGAAGGUCCAACAGCACCGUUACUUGAUAGCGGAACUUUCAAACAUCCAGCUCUUCAGAGGGAGGACAAUGUGGGAACCUGUACAAUCCAAACACUGAAGACCCACAAAUCUCUCUCUCAAAAGCGCAAGCGAGGGAGAGAUGACAGGGAAGAAAACACAGCAAGUACCCUCGACCAAAAGCGUCUUGAAUUUGAAUUAACUUUGCGUUCUUACAGGACAGUAAUUGCAAGGGAAGUCCAUGCAGAAGAACUAGUGGACAAAUGCAUCACUGCCAAUCCAAUGGCUUUUGCAGCGACGUUAGCAGAUGAGGAUACGAUGUACCUGCACCAAGCGAAGAAAGAAAAAGAUUGGAUUCACUUCCACACCGCAAUGGUCAAAGAGAUUGAAGAUCAUACAAAAGGAGGUCAUUGGGAGAUAGUUCCACGAAAAUCUAUGCCACAAGGGCACAAAGCGAUGCGAGGUGUUUGGUCAAUGAAACGAAAACGCCGUGUUGGAACUGGCGAAAUUUACAAAUGGAAGGCACGACUAUGCAUUGAUGGGAGUUCACAAGAAAAAGGCGUGAAUUACUGGGAUACGUAUUCACCAGUUGUUGCAUGGGAAACGAUUCGCAGCCUACUGACACUCGCCCUAAUGAAUGGUUGGACAACGCGACAAAUCGACUUUGUCCUUGCAUUCCCACAAGCCGAAGUUGAGUGCCCAAUGUACAUGGAAAUUCCGCGAGAAUGCUAUGUGGACGGGUCAGAAUACAACGAACAAAAUGUUCUUUUAUUAAAGAAGAACCUUUACGGGGCCAAGCAGGCAGGCAAGGUAUGGUUCGAUUUUCUCCGCAAGGGGCUGAAGGACAUUGGUUUCAAACAAUCGAAGGUCGACAAAGCAGUCUUCUAUAAGGGCGAGACAAUUUUUAUCGUUUAUGUGGACGAUGCAAUUUUGAUGGGUCCAAACGGACGUGAAAUUAAUGACGUCAUCAAACGGCUCGGACAAAAGUACAAAUUAAGGGACGAAGGCGAUUUGAACGAAUAUCUUGGAAUCAAGAUGACCAAGACGAGCGAAGGUCGAGAAUUGACCCAACCCGCCUUGAUCCAACGCAUUCUUGAAACGGUAAACAUCGACCUGGACCGCAGAGCACGACGAGAAGUCAGAACACCAGCAAACAAAGUUUUACACAAAGAUGAAGGUGGGCUGACGCGUCAACUUCAUUGGGACUAUCGUUCUGUAAUUGGAAUGCUAAAUUGGCUGGCAAGAUCGACGCGACCUGAAUUGAUCUUUGCGGUUUCUCAAGUAGGACGAUUCAUGGCCUUUUCCAAGAGAUCCCACAAGGACGCCGUAAUGAGAAUCUGCUGUUACCUUCGCGACACACGCGACAAGGGUAUGUUCAUGAAGCCAAGAUCUGAAAAGGGCUUUGAAGUAUAUGCGGACGCAGAUUUUGCGGGCGGCUUCAACAAACACAGCGCCGAAGACCCAGCAACCGCAAAAUCGCGAACAGCGUACCAUAUCAUGUUUAACAAUUGCUUGAUCUAUUCCCAUUCCAAGAUGCAAACAGAGAUCGCUUUAAGCACCAUGGAGGCCGAAUACAUCUGUCUUUCCCAGGCACUGCGAACUGUGCUCGUUUUAAUCCGAUUUUUCAAAGAACUCGCAAAAAGAAUCAAAUCUUUCAACUAUACCAAACCGAUUUUCAAAUGUAAAGCUUUCGAGGACAACAAUGGAGCAAUCGAACUCGCGACAGCCGACAAACUUCGCCCACGCACCAAACACAUGAAUAUCAAGUAUCAUCACUUCAAGAAAUCGGUCCGCAAAGGGGAAGUUUCCAUUCAGAAAAUCGACACAAAAGAUCAAUUGGCCGAUAUCUGA